AUGCCUCUCCUCAACACCUUCCAAGCUGCCACGGCUAUGUCUGCAGCUAUUAUCCAACCAACUUUCGCCACAACCAAUCCCAUCCAAAAUCUUGUCCUGGCUGAUUGUGGUAUUGGCACCAAUCCUUUGAACGAGACUUGGUCCACCUCUCGACAAAUGAACUGGUAUCAAGGCUCUAUCUGGUCUUCGUCCGCCGAUUUGAGCCCUACGUCUCCUGACCUCGUUGUUGAGAUGCCCUAUGGCGACGGUAGGUACCCCUGGAGCUUUCAUGGCGCCUCUGCCACAUUCUCCAACGGCGAUACUUGGUCUGCAUGGAUUGAGGAUGGCACACCAGAGCCCCUGCGUGCCGGCAAAGCCAUGGGCACGAAGGAUGGUGGCACAACUCUCUGGUGCUACACCUACCGUGGACGGCCUGUCGGUGUCACCCCCUCCGGCAACACAACUUGCGUCUCGGCUUUCGUCUGCAAUCACCGAGAGGAUGGCCCGACCCCUUGGGUCACGGGUGCUUCGCCUUCCAAUGGCACCGCCGCAAUUACUCCACCGACAGACACUUCCUUCGGAGGCAUACUGAGUGUUAAAACAGAGGCCAGUCCUCGUCGCGGUGUGUGGAGUGGAACCAUCAGCCACUUCCUGAGCAGCAUUAUCUUCACCAGUGAGGGCAUCUGCAGCCCUAACCCCUUUGCCAAUGGCCUGAAUUCGUCAGUCAUAACCCGAUGUCAAGGAUCAUACAACACUCCACUUAAUAUUCUACCGGUCCUUUUCAACGCUUUUAAGAAUCUCGGCUCGUUACCUGGCCCCGACGGCUUGUUUGUGCACAACCACGGAGCAGCUCCCUUCGCUAACGAUACCUCUGACGAUACAGUCACCCUUCCCGUGACCUUCAACCUUACGGUAUCUGACACAAUCACUGGAGAGGUCAAGGGAUACAUGGGCUACGAGAUGAAGUGGCCAGAAACGGCAAUCGGUAUCCAUUGCAACGAAUGCAAUACCACCAAGUUCAAUGAAAACUACAACGCAGCCAUAGCAUCAGCCUUCCAGGCCCUUCAUCCCAUUUACUCUCAAGUUGUCAUCGAGAGUAAAUGUACACUUGAUGUUUUAUGCUGGUAG
Colletotrichum truncatum is the source of this 1107-nucleotide messenger RNA. RefSeq lists its product as uncharacterized. The record is from RefSeq and is a predicted model, not a curated record. Lineage: Eukaryota; Fungi; Ascomycota; Sordariomycetes; Glomerellales; Glomerellaceae.